GUUCAAAAUUGCAUUCAGUUUCGAACAAAAUACUCAUUGGCCGAGCGUCGGAGUUGAAGAUGUGACCAUACCUUAAACAAAUCUGGAAAAUACUGACUGGAAACGCGUCCAUAUCCCAAGAAUGCACCGCGAUAUUGACGAGAUGAAAGAUAUUACAACAAUCGACAGAUGUAAUCAAGCAAAGACAUUUUUGAAAUGACCUUAUAUGGAAGCCGUUUAGUUUAUUACCGAUGGGCUUUCAUUAUCUAUUGAAUGCCCAUGGUUUACCACAUAUUAACUUUACAUCAACUAUUGGAAAUGAAAGACAACUGGCUACACCGGGUGAGCGGAAAAUACACAAGGUGUUGAGGCUGGUACCAGUCACAGAGGAUCAGAUAGAAACUCUUCACAUCUGGCACAAUGAGGCACACAAACGCGGGCUCAUUUUCUGGGGCGAACCAGGCCUGUUGAACCAGGCUGUUGAUGUGCAGUUUCCACCUGAGAAGUUCGCCGCUUACCGAACACGCCUCAAUAACCUUGGUUUCCAACCCAUCGUUCUCUUUGAUAAUGUCCAAAGUGAACUUGACAACCAGGAAGCGGCAAGGGUUACCAGGCAACAGCAAACGCCCACCUUGAAUUUCUUCACCGAUUACCGAACUGCAGCCGAGAUAUUUCAAUGGCUGGACCAAACAGCUGCAAACUGCCCCGCUGGCGCUACCUGUACAGUGACAAACAUUGGCACCUCAUGGGAAGGAAGAGAACUUAAAGUUUUCAGAAUAUCCAACGGACCCAACAAGAGAGCCAUCUGGAUUGACUCCCUUAUCCAUGCACGAGAGUGGAUAUCUGGAGCAACAAACCUUUACUUCAUAGAUCAGUUAGUGAAUAACUAUAACAACGCUGCCAACAGAGCCAUGGUUGAUGCUUACGACUGGGUGUUUAUGCCAAUCAUCAACAUUGAUGGAUACCAAUACACAUUUGAUACAGAUCGUAUGUGGCGUAGAACACGCUCGGACAGAGGGGACAUUCUGGGAUGUGUUGGUUGUGAUGCCAACAGGAACUUUGAUUUCCAAUGGAUGACAAUUGGAGCAAGUGACGACCCAUGUUCCAACACCUACGCUGGAGUUGCACCCAACUCAGAGCCAGAAGUUGACGCCGUACGGGCGUACAUCAUGCAGAACCCGUCAUAUUAUGGCGCAUUCAUCACCAUGCACUCCUACAGUCAGCUCUUCUUACUUCCAUAUGGCUACACCGUAGAUUUCCCUCAGGAUUACGAUGAGAUGAUGCGAGUUGCAAACUUGUCAACAAAUGCUCUGUUUAACGUCCAUGGAACUACGUAUCGGUUUGAUUCAGCGUCAGUCAUUCUCUAUCCAUCUUCCGGUACCUCAAGAGACUGGGCCAAGGGUGUACCGCAGAUCAAGUAUGUCUACACAUUUGAACUGAGGGAUACGGGUAACUAUGGAUUUAUCCUCCCUCCAGAACAGAUCAUACCCUCUGGGCAGGAGACCUGGGAAGCAGUCAAAAGGAUUGCCCAAGAGAUAACUUUUCCUUGAAACUUUAAUGUAACGAUAUUCUGAUAUUGUAAGAAUAUAAUUAUCAGAUCUUUUUCAAA
Messenger RNA from Owenia fusiformis, 1588 nucleotides. The record is from the annotation of a GenBank genome assembly. Lineage: Eukaryota; Metazoa; Annelida; Polychaeta; Sabellida; Oweniidae.